Molecule: messenger RNA, 4608 nt
Organism: Musa acuminata AAA Group (dessert banana)
Lineage: Eukaryota; Viridiplantae; Streptophyta; Magnoliopsida; Zingiberales; Musaceae
Product: DExH-box ATP-dependent RNA helicase DExH11-like
Exons: 23
Coding region: 233-4258 (1341 amino acids)
Biological process (GO): nuclear-transcribed mRNA catabolic process, 3'-5' exonucleolytic nonsense-mediated decay
Cellular component (GO): Ski complex
Molecular function (GO): RNA binding; ATP binding; RNA helicase activity
Source: RefSeq, a predicted model, not a curated record
UAAAGGAUAACGGCAGCCGAAAGUGGCCAGGCAUAAGAAAAGGGUGAGGCGUCCCGUUGUUACUGCUUUGCCUUCUCUGACGCAGCAGCAGCUUCGGUGCAUAAACCGCGCCGGAGUUACGGGACGCGACGCCUCAAAGAAAGAAAGAGAAAGAAAGAAAGCGAAAGCAAGCUAGGGCAUUGUUCGGACAGCACCGGCGGAGUCGGCGGCGGAGCCGAAUAACGAUCCGUCGAUGGAGCGCGUCGAGGCGACCAACGAGGUCGCCUUCCGGGUAGGGUUUACCGGCUACAGCGGCCACCUCCGGCUCGAGCCGCUCCCGCCGGUCCAGCGCCCCACCCCCUUGAGUUCUCUCCCCGAUUUCAUCCUCCCGCCGGCUUUUCCUCCGGAAACGCCUGAAAGCUUGAAGGAGUAUCUGGAGGACAAUUACCUUCGCCCGGAGCUGGACCCUGACGAGUUCUCCGUGGAGAACUCUGGGCGGUUUUGGGACUUCGAUUGGUUUGGCCGGGCGAAGGUCCCGCUGGAGCCGUCGGCCCCGCGUUCCGUUGUGGCCCCCUCGUGGGAGUUGCCUUUUAGACGUUCCAAGAAUACGGGCCCUUCGGGAAUCUGGAAUCCCUCUUCGGUGGAGGUAGAUGUGGCUGAGCUGAUGGAAGGAGCCCAAAAUUCUGGAUCGAUGCCACGAAUGCCUGGACCAGCGAAGGACUUUGUAAGGGGUAGCACCAACAGUCGUCCGUUCCGACCGGGUGGCCUUGAUGGUUCUCAAGCUUUGGCGAGGAACCCUCCUGAAGGUGCUCUUAGCGGUGAAUGGGUUCGCAAAGUUCUCGAUGGGGGUCCUGCUGAGACUGUUCCUCCUAGCUUUAAGAAGGGACUGGAUUUAGGUGAUCUUAAGAAAUAUCCCUACCAUUGGACGUGCACCGAUCAGAAAAUCUCUGCAGCAAAGAAGGAUUUGAUGGAUGAUGACUUGAAUAUGUACUCGGUGCAGUUUGAUGAUUUAUUUAAAAAGGCUUGGGAGGAAGAUAUUAUCGAAGGAUCAAUAGGAGAUGGUUCUGUCCAAAAUGAAGAUGAAAAAGAAGAGAUAAAUAUUGAUCCUCUUCCUGAAUCUGAAAUUUCUUCAGACAACAUGAUUUUAAGUGAGCCAGGAAACAUGGGAGACGAAUUACCUGGGCAGAACAUUGAUUCUAGUAAGCACCAAGGAGAGGCAUGGGCUCUUGUUGGUGGUAAUGACGAGAUUGUCAGUCACUUUUAUGAACUUGUUCCUGAUAUGGCCAUUGACUUCCCUUUUGAGUUGGAUAGCUUCCAGAAAGAGGCCAUAUAUCAUCUUGAGAGAGGUGAGUCUGUUUUUGUAGCUGCUCAUACAUCAGCUGGAAAGACGGUCGUUGCAGAAUAUGCAUUUGCUUUGGCAUCCAAACACUGCACAAGGGCUGUCUAUACUGCUCCAAUAAAAACCAUCAGCAACCAGAAGUACAGGGACUUUUGUGGGAAGUUUGAUGUAGGCCUUCUUACUGGAGAUGUAAGCUUGAAGCCGGAAGCAUCUUGUCUCAUCAUGACUACUGAGAUAUUAAGGUCAAUGCUUUACAGAGGUGCUGAUAUCAUCCGCGACAUUGAAUGGGUUAUAUUUGACGAGGUGCAUUAUGUCAAUGAUGCUGAAAGAGGUGUUGUGUGGGAGGAAGUUAUCAUCAUGCUUCCAAGACAUGUCAAUAUUAUCCUCCUUUCAGCAACGGUCCCAAACACAAUUGAAUUUGCUGAUUGGAUUGGUCGAACAAAACAAAAGAAGAUCCGUGUUACAGGGACAACAAAAAGACCCGUUCCUCUUGAGCACUGCUUGUUCUACUCUGGAGAGUUGUACAAAGUCUGUGAGAGUGAUACUUUUUUGCCUCAGGGAUUCAGAGCAGUUAAAGAUGUUUAUAAGAGAAAAAAAUCAAGUGCUGGCAUGGGACAGUCUGGAACAAAAGUUGGAGUUCCAUUUGCUCAAGCUGGAAGCCAAUCUAGACAACAUGAUAGUUCUAGUCGAGGGAAAAUUCAGAAGCACUCGGGACAUCAGAUCACUCACAGUUCUUAUGGAACUAGUGGGAUGAACCAUAGUCAUUCAGGACUAAGGAGAUCAGAGUCAUCUUUAUGGCUAUCACUCGUAAACAAACUUUCAAAGAACUCCCUUUUGCCUGUGGUGAUUUUCUGCUUUUCAAAGAACCGUGUUGAUAAAUCAGCAGAUAACAUGACUGGGACUGACCUGACAACUAGUUCUGAGAAAAGUGAGAUAAAGGUCUUCUGUGAUAAGGCGUUUUCAAGGCUAAAGGGUUCUGAUAGGAAUCUUCCACAAGUUGUCCGAGUCCAAAACCUGCUAAGGAGAGGCAUUGGUGUGCAUCAUGCUGGGCUUCUUCCUAUUGUAAAAGAAGUUGUCGAGAUGCUCUUUUGCCGUGGCGUGAUCAAGGUUUUAUUCUCCACUGAGACAUUUGCUAUGGGAGUUAAUGCUCCAGCAAGAACAGUUGUCUUUGAUACCCUGAGAAAGUUUGAUGGCAAGGACUUCAGGAGGUUGCUUCCAGGAGAAUAUAUUCAAAUGGCUGGCCGUGCUGGCAGGAGAGGCUUAGAUAAGAUUGGUACUGUUAUUGUUAUGUGCCGUGAUGAAAUUCCAGAAGAAAGUGACUUGAAGCAAGUAAUGGUUGGAAAACCAACACGGCUUGAAUCUCAGUUUCGCUUGACUUAUACCAUGAUACUUCAUCUUCUUCGUGUGGAAGAAUUAAAGGUGGAGGACAUGCUUAAAAGAAGCUUUGCUGAAUUUCAUGCACAAAAGAACUUGCCAGAGAAAGAGCGUCUUCUUUUGCAAAAGCUACGCCAAAGUACUAAAAAAAUUGAAUGUAUAAAAGGUGAGCCUGCAAUAGAAGAAUAUUUUGAGAUGGCGUCAGAAGCUGAAACACACAGACAACACAUUUUAGAGGCUGUCUUGCAAUCACACACUGCUCAACAAUUUCUUUCGCCAGGAAGAGUGGUGGUUGUCAAAUCACAAUCAGCAGAAGAUCACUUGCUUGGCACUGUUUUGAAGACGCCUUCUGCUGCUAAUAAACAAUAUAUCAUUUUAGUAUUGAUUGCUGAUAUUGCUUCGCAAGCUCCAUCGAUGUCCUCGAACAAAUUGCAAGAGGAAGAAAGUCAAAAUUUUCAACAAGGUUAUUUUAUUACUCCGAAAGGAAAACGCAGCAUGGAUGAAGAGUACUUUUCGUCCGUCAGUUCUCGUAAAGGAUCUGGUGCAAUAAAUAUAAAGUUGCCAUACUAUGGUAGUGCUUCCGGUACGAACUACAAAGUUAUAGCAAUAGAUAAUAAGGACAUCGUGUCUAUUUGCAAUUGCAAAAUAAAGAUCGAUCAAGUGCGACUUCUAGAGGAUCCCAGCAAUAUUGCUUACUCAAAAACUGUUCAGCAACUGCUAGAAAAGAAACAUGAUGGGAACAAGUAUCCUCCAGCGCUAGAUGCUGUAAAAGAUCUCAAGUUGAGGGACAUGGAUCUCGUGCAAAGGUAUCAUAGCUACAAUAAAUUGUUGCAAAAUAUGGCUGAGAACAAAUGCCAUGGAUGUAUAAAGUUUAAUGAGCAUAUCAUGUUGAUAAAGGAGCAAAACAGGCACAAAGAAGAAGUUAACGCUUUAAAAUAUCAAAUGUCAGAUGACGCACUCCAGCAAAUGCCAGAUUUUCAAGGCCGGAUUGAUGUGCUGAAGGAGAUCUAUUGUAUUGAUUCUGAUCUUGUUGUUCAACUAAAGGGCCGAGUGGCCUGUGAGAUGAACUCUGGGGAGGAAUUGAUAUGCACAGAAUGUUUGUUUGAGAACCAAUUGGAUGAUUUAGAAGCUGAAGAAGCGGUUGCAAUUAUGUCAUCUCUUGUUUUCCAACAGAAGAACACUUCUGAACCAUCACUUACUCCUAAGCUGGCUUAUGCUAAAAGGAGGUUAUACGAUACAGCAGUUAGAUUGGGGCAGCUCCAAUCGCAGUUUAAACUAGCUAUUGAUCCUGUGGAAUAUGCACGAGAGAACCUCAAGUUUGGUCUUGUUGAAGUUGUAUAUGAAUGGGCAAAGGGGACACCAUUCGCAGAUAUAUGUGAACUCACUGAUGUGCCCGAAGGUCUCAUAGUAAGAACUAUCGUGAGACUGGAUGAAACAUGUCGUGAGUUCAAGAAUGCAGCCUCAAUAAUGGGCAACUCUGCGCUCUAUAAGAAGAUGGAAACAGCUUCCGAUGCUAUAAAGCGUGACAUUGUUUUUGCAGCUAGUUUGUAUGUAACAGGAGUUUGAUUCCAGUUGAGUGGCAUUCUCAACAAUGUUCCUAACAUAACCUUGUAUACCCUUAGAAGAGCCGGUGGAGCAUACCGAUGUCUUCCUAAGUUGCAUCCUUUAUUAGUUCUUCAUACCCCUCGUUGGCAGGAGCCUUAGUGUACAAGACAUGUCCUUUGGUUAACAUCACAGGAUGUAGUUAGUUUAGUGAUCAGGGUUUUUGAUUUUAGUGAUCAGGUUGUAGUUAACAACAUUACAAGGCAUCUCUCGCUCGAAUUCUGUAGUUCUUUUGACCACCCUGUUGUUCACAACUGAUGUGGCUGAGAUAAAGAUGGCAAAAGAUGGUAAUGUAAAGUUGCAGCCCUUUUAUA